Asterias rubens (European starfish) is the source of this 1456-nucleotide messenger RNA. RefSeq names its product boophilin-H2-like. The record is from RefSeq and is a predicted model, not a curated record. Gene Ontology annotation, molecular function: serine-type endopeptidase inhibitor activity. The transcript is spliced from 6 exons. The coding region runs from base 206 to 781 and encodes 191 amino acids. NCBI's taxonomy places the organism in Eukaryota, Metazoa, Echinodermata, Asteroidea, Forcipulatida, Asteriidae.
AUAAUGAUAUUUCAUCUGGUAUCUCAUGCCAGGAUAAGUUCAUUGGUCAACGCAAGUGGGCGUUUCUUAAAAUAACUUGAUAAAAGCUUCGACCUUGCCUGGAUCCGUUUUACUUGUGGUUAUUUCUAGCUCUAGAGAGAACAAGUUACAAUUUGGUAUCUAAUAAGUUCGUGUUUUUCUGUGCUACCGUUAUAAAGACUUUAAAAUGGCAACGUACGUGAUUUUGGGAGUUAUGGUCAUGGUAAUGUGUGUCAAUGGAGGCAGUGACCGCUACGUUAAAGAUAAAUGUGAGGCCAAGUUGGAUCAUGGACCUUGUAGGGGACGUAUGCCAAGCUGGGGCUACGAUACCGAGCUUGAACAAUGCAGAGGGUUUAUCUAUGGUGGUUGUGGAGGCAAUCCUAACAACUUCCUGACUGAAGAAGAAUGUAUCGAGAUGUGUGAACAUCCCCGUUCAUGUUUCGAUGAAGAAGACAAUAUGUGGUACUAUCAUCAAGAGUCUACGAACGGCGGAGCCGGAUGUGGCGGAUGCACUUGCAACGAUGGAUUGUUCGAAUGUUCCAGCUGCAAUUUAAUCCCUUUGGUGUGCGCUAAGAUCAAUUGUGAGGAUAAAUGCCGCUAUGGAUCCAAGAUUGACGAGAUGGGAUGCGAGACAUGUGACUGCAAACCCGAACCAGGCCACCUUGAAAGUUUCAGUUUCUACUGUAAAGAAGUGUGUAACUUCUGCCGGGUCAACACUAAAGUAAAGUGUCCUCCACAGUGUAGUUGCUACAACAAGAUAUAAGUUUAGCUUGAACUUUACAUGUUAACCAAUGUAAUCACUGUAUUUACAAGUGCCGUAUACUUCAACUAUUAAACAAAAUGGCAAUGAACAUAAAGCUGAACUUGUAUGCAGACUACAACAUUUUCCAUUUUUAUUUUGGAAUGUGGUUGGACACCGGUAAGGCAUCAUCUUUUUGUUUCAGUAGUAUAAGUAAACAACAAUAAUGAACAUUAUAAUUUCCUAGUGAGUUUUUUUCAACAGAAAAUUGUAGCUUAUUGUUUUGCUUUAUCAAUAACUGGCCUAAUACUUGUUGGCUAUGUCAUAUCCAUCACAAAAUCAUUUCAAGAAUACCAGUUUGAUUCCUGGAUUAGAAGUGGUCAGCUUCUGUUGUUAUUUAUUUUCAUUAACUUGUUGGUUUGGUUUUCGUGACGGUGGUGGCGAGACAACUCCAACAAUAGAGGGCGUUCGAUAUUUGCAGUGAGAAAACCGUUUUCGAAACCACGGCUUUGGUCUUGGGCGCUGGCUUGUAAGUUAAUUUGAAACGUGUGCCUUUCGAUAGCCUGAGCCUGAGCCCAAAGCCGGAGCAGUGGCGAAAAGAGUCAUUGUAUUUGUUUGAUAGCGACUUGUGUGGGGUCCCUUGAAAAGUCAGUUUAUUGAACCGUGCACAGAGCUGUAAAAUGUUUAGGCUAUACCACA